UCCCAAAUCACCACCAUGAAGUUGAUAUUUUUGUACUUCAUUGUGGCACUUUGCUUCUUUUGCAAAGAUGGGGAAGCCCUAUUCUUCAGGUUAAAAUCAGAAACACAGAAAAGAGAAUCAGGUGCCAUAAGCUCAUCUGACUACAGUUCUUCUGGACCAUUCAGUACUCCAGAAAAAGGAUCCCAUAUUCCUGAAGCAACGCCAAAAUACUCAGAAACAGAUGCAAUUAUUGGUGAAGUGUCUACUUGGGGCAAAGGAGCAUAUAAAGCGUUCAAUGGCCGUGUCUUUUCCUUUGAGUCUUCAUGCUCUUAUACUUUCUGCCGUCACUGUGUUGAAUCUGGAGGAGAUUUCAAUGUUGAAAUCAAACGAAACAAUGACAGUGAGAUUGAAAAAAUAACAGUUAUAAUUGACAAUAAUGACAUCUCCAUUUCGGGUGAUGUCAUUUUAGUUAAUGGAGAAAGUGUACACAUACCAUAUAACAAUAAGUUGAUUCACAUUAAAAAAUACGGAGAACAUAAUGUUCUGAAUAGCCGUAGAGGAAUCCUGUCUUUGAUGUGGGACAAAAAUAACAAACUCUCACUCACUAUUCACAAACAAUAUCCAACUUGCGGUCUUUGUGGUAACUUCAACAAUACUCCAGGAGAAGAUAUCGAUGAGCAUAUUGCCAAUAGUAAAAUUCCUGGCAGUUGUCCCAAUGCUGUUAGUAAAAGCUAUGAACUUUGUGAAGAUGGAGUACAGCACUGUGAGAAGAUUAUUGGAACCUACUUUGAGAAAUGUCAGAAGGUUAGCACUUUAUCCAAUGACUACAAAAUAAUCUGCAUUGAUGAGUACUGCCAAAAUAGAGAUGCAAAAGCCACAUGUGACACUUACUCAGAAUUGUCCCGCCUCUGUGCCUCGGAUGGUCCUGGCGUCUAUGAAUCCUGGAGAGACGAUUCUGCUGUGGUUUGUGAAAAACCUAACUGCCCAGAAAAACAUAUCUACAAAGAAUGUGGGCCCUCAAAUCCUGCAACUUGUUCUAAUGUGGCUCCCUUUCAAGACAGUGAAUGUGUGAGUGGCUGCACCUGCCCAGAAGGUUAUCUGUUGGAUGAUAUUGGCAAGACAGGGAAAUGCGUACUGAAGGCUUACUGUCCCUGCGAAUCGAAUGGAAAUGUGUAUCAGUCAGGAGAAGUCCGCGAAGGUCCUUGUGGUUCUCAGUGCACAUGCCAAGAAGCAAAGUGGUCCUGCACUGAAGCCUUAUGUCCUGGAAGAUGUAAGGUGGAAGGAAGCUUGAUUACCACCUUUGAUGGUGUUAAAUACAACCAUCCUGGAAACUGUCACUUUUUGGCCAUCCAUGAUAAAGAUUGGUCUAUUAGUGUUGAGCUUCGUCCAUGUCAGAGUGGUCAGUCAGGAACGUGCUUAAACAGUGUUACCCUCCUUUUGAAUUCGUCUGUUUCAGUUGACAAAUACAUAUUCAAUAGAGAUGGGACAGUCACAAAUGACAAGAUUAGAAAUCAAAGUUAUUAUUAUUCAGACAAGGUACAGAUCUUCAAAGUAUCUUCCUCAUACCUUCAAGCAGAGACAUACUUUCAUGUAAAAAUGCAAAUACAAAUUGUUCCUGUGAUGCAAUUAUAUGUUUCCAUGCCACCCAACCAAUUCACAGACACAGUUGGACUCUGUGGUUCCUAUAACAACAGAGCAGAGGAUGAUUUCAUGUCAAGUCAGAAUAUACUGGAGAAGACAUCUCAGGCAUUUGCUAAUUCUUGGGAAAUGAUGUCCUGUUCUAAAGGAAACACCGCUUCAUGCAUCAGUAUAGGAAAAGAAAAAUUUGCUGAAAACAACUGUGGAAUUCUUCUUGAUUCGAGUGGGCCUUUUGCUUCCUGCCAUCCAAUUGUGAACCCUAAACCAUAUCAUGAGGAAUGCAAAAAAUACACUUGUGCUUGUGAAAAUAGUGAAGAUUGCCUGUGUACAAUUUUAGGCAACUAUGUGAAAGCAUGUGCUGAGAAGGAAACAUACAUAGUAGGAUGGAGAGCUGAGUUAUGUGAUCAUUCUUGUCCAAGUGGCCUAGUUUUCAAAUACAAUGUAAAGGCCUGCAAUAGUUCUUGCCGAUCGUUGUCAGAGAGAGAUAGGAGCUGCGAUGUGGAAGAUGUUCCCAUUGAUGGAUGCACUUGCCCUGAUGGAAUGUACCAUAAUAAUGAAGGAACUUGUGUUCCAAAAUCUCAGUGUGACUGCUACAUAAAUGACGAGGUCGUGCAACCAGGCAAACUCAUCCAUAUUGGUAACAAUAAAUGUGUCUGUCGGGAUGGAAUCCUUCUUUGCCAGACUCCUAUUGAUGUAACCCUACAGAAUUGUACUGGAGGGGCUGAAUAUGUUGACUGUAGGGAUCCUAAGGCACAGAGAAGAGCCGACAGUACAUGUAACACUUGGAACAUACCUAGCUUUGAAGAAAACUUGCCUUGCAAGCGUGGGUGCUACUGUCCUGUAGGAAUGGUUCGGAAUUCUAAAGGAAACUGUGUCUUUCCUGAAGACUGCCCAUGCUCUUUUGGUGGACGAGAGUAUGACCAAGGAAGUGUCACCUCAGUUGGCUGCAACAAAUGUACUUGCAUAAAAGGAUCUUGGAACUGUACACAAAACGAAUGUCAAACCACCUGUCACAUCUAUGGGGAAGGUCAUAUUAGAACUUUUGAUGGAAAAACUUAUAGCUUUGAUGGUCUCUGCCAGUAUUCAUUCCUUGAGGAUUAUUGUGGUAGUGAAAAUGGCACAUUCCGUAUUUUAACUGAAAGUGUCCCAUGCUGUGAAGAUGGACUUACAUGCUCAAGAAAAAUUAUAGUCGCUUUUCAGGAUCAGAAUGUUGUCUUGCACGAUGGUAAAGUCACAGCAGUUAAAACUACAGAAAGUAAGGAAUGUGAACUUGAAGAAAAUUCAUACUCUGUGCAUACCGUUGGCCUGUACUUGAUUCUGAAAUUCUUAAGUGGAAUAACCAUAAUUUGGGAUAAAAAUACCAGAAUCUCUGUCAUAUUGGAUCCGCGUUGGAAUGGCAAAGUGUGUGGUCUUUGCGGAAACAAUAAUGGCGACCUGAAGGAUGAUUUCACAACGCGAUAUUCGUCCGUAGCUGUUGGAGAGCUGGAAUUUGGCAAUAGUUGGAAAACCAGUCAAGAAUGUUCGGACACUGUCACUCAAAGUUUCCCGUGUGACUCAAACCCGUACUGCAAAGCCUGGGCUGUGCGGAAAUGUGAGAUCAUCCGGGACAGCACCUUCCGAGACUGCCACAACAAGGUGGACCCCAGUGCUUACUACGACGCGUGUAUUGAAGAAGCCUGUGCGUGUGACAUGGAGGGGAAGUACCUGGGAUUCUGCACAGCCGUGGCGAUGUACGCAGAGGCCUGCAGUGCGGUUGGAGUCUGUGUCAAAUGGAGAAAACCAGAUCUCUGUCCUGUCUACUGUGAUUAUUAUAAUGCACCUGGGGAAUGCAGCUGGCAUUAUGAACCUUGUGGUACAGUGACUGCAAAAACAUGCAAAGAUCGAGUAAUUGGCCAGAAAUUUUCUGCACUUUUAGAAGGCUGCUAUGCUAAGUGCCCAGACAGUGCUCCCUACCUGGAUGAGAACACCAUGAAAUGCGUCAGUUUAUCUGAGUGCAGCUGCUUCUAUAAUGAUAUCAUACCAGCGGGUGGAGUGAUCCAGGAUAACUGUGGGAGAACAUGCUAUUGCAUCGCAGGAGAGUUGGAGUGCAGUGAAUUUGCUCCUACAAAUUCAACAUUUACAGUUUCUACUACAACAGCUACCUCCAUAUUAAGCACUGAAGCAGCAAUCACACUGGUAACCAGUAGCUCAAGCACAGCAGCUUCCAUUCCAGCGAUUACAACCUCAAGCAGUGGAACAAUAGGAACAACUCUGGGUUUUCUCAGUGGAACUUUUACUACAGGGGCCCCAGGAGUAUCAGAGGGUGUCACAACCGUGUCUGGGAACAAGAGCACAAGUGAGGACUCAGCUGCCCCAGGCACGACCCCGGGAGGCCCUCCAGGAACAACUGGAGGGGAAAAUGCUGCCACCACUGGAGCUGCUGGUGAAAACACCUCUGGAGCAUCAGGGACAACUGGACCAUCUGUUGUAAGUUCAGAGACAAGUAGAGGGGCAGAAACUACUGGACCAUCAGCUGAAAGGUCAAGGACAACUCUGCCAACAAUUGGUAUGACAGAAAUUAUUGGAUCAUCAACUGAAGAAUCAAGGGCAACCAGAACAUCAACUGGCAGAUAUUCCCCAAAUGUUUCCUCAGCUGUAGGGUCACAAACAAGUAGACAAUCAACUGAAGGAUCAAGCGAAAAUGGACUAACAGAAGUAGUGACAGAAACAUAUGUACCAACAACUGGAAUAUCAAGGACAACAGAAGAAUCAGAGUUGACUGGAAUAUCAGUAGUAGGUUCAGGGAAAACUGGAUCAUCAACCAUAGUGACAGUAACAAAUGCUAGAUCCUCUGUUGCAGGGUCAGGGACAACCGGAACACUUUCUGGAGCAUCAGGGUCCACAGGAUCAUCAUUGGGAUCACCAGGGGCAAUCAGAGCAUCCAUUGGCCAGCCCGAAACAACCAGAAUCUCGGUGGGAGGGUCGUCUGGAGCCCCUGCAGUCUCAUCUGGAGCAUCACAGGCAGCGGGAACAUCAGGUGCUGCCCCGGGAACAAGUGCCUCAUCCGUCGGGGUGACGGAAAGUGCUAGAACCUCUGUCCCAGGGUCAGGGACAACCAGAACACCGUCUGGAGCAUCAGGGUCCACAGGACCAUCAUCGGGAUCACCAGGUGCCACCGGAGCAACCAUUGGCCAGCCCGAAACAACCAGAAUCUUGGUGGCAGGGUUGUCUGGAGCACCUGCAGUCUCACCUGGAGCAUCACAGGCAGCGGGAACAUCAGGUGCUGCCCCGGGAACAACUGCCUCAUCCGUCGGGGUGACGGAAUCAGCUAGACCCUCUGUCGCAGGGUCCGGGACAACUGGAAUACCGCCUGGAGCAUCAGGAUCCACAGGAUCAUCAUCGGGAUCACCAGGGGCCACCGGAGCAUCCAUUGGCCAGCCCGAAACAACCAGAAUCUCGGUGGCAGGGUCAUCUGGAGCCCCUGCAGUCUCACCUGGAGCAUCACAGGCAGCCGGAACGUCAGCUGCUGCCCCGGGAACAACUGCCUCAUCUGUCGGGGUGGCGGAAUCUUCUAGCCCCUCUGUCACAAGGUUGGGGCAAAAUAGAUUACUGUUUGGAGCGUCAGGGUCCACAGGAUCAUCAUCGGGAUCACCAGGGGCCACUGGUCCAUCCAUUGGCCAGCCUGAAACAACCAGAAUCUUGGUGUCAGGGUCAUCUGGAGCCCCUGCAGUCUCACCUGGAGCAUCACAGGCAGCGGGAACAUCAGGUGCUGCCCCGGGAACAACUGCCUCAUCCGUCGGGUUGACGGAAUCAGCCAGAACCUCUAUCGCAGCAUCAGGGACAACCGGAACACUGUCGGGCGCAUCAGGGUCCACAGGACCAUCAUCGGGAUCACCAGUGGCCACCGGAGCAUCCAUUGGCCAGCCCGAAACAACCAGAAUCUCGGUGGCAGGGUCAUCUGGAGCCCCUGCAGUCUCAUCUGGAGCAUCACAGGCAUCGGGAACUUCAGGUGCUGCCCCGGGAACAGGUGGCUCAUCUGUCGGGGUGGCGGUAAUUUCCAGACCCUCUGUCACAAGGUUGGGGCAAAAUAGAUUACUGUUUGGAACGUCAGGGUCCACAGAAUCAUCAUCGGGAUCACCGGGGGGCACCAGUCCAUCCAUUGGCCAGCCUGAAACAACCAGAAUCUUGGUGUCAGGGUCAUCUGGAGCCCCUGCAGUCUCACCUGGAGCAUCACAGGCAGCCGGAACGUCAGCUGCUGCCCCGGGAACAACUGCCUCAUCUGUCGGGGUGGCAGAAUCUUCUAUACCCUCUGUCACAAGGUUGGGGCAAAAUAGAUUACUGUUUGGAGCGUCAAGGUCCACGGAAUCAUCAUCGGGAUCACCUGGGGCCACCCAUGCAUCCAUUGGCCAGCCUGAAACAACCAGAAUCUCGGUGGCAGGGUCAUCUGGAGCCCCUGCAGUCUCACCUGGAGCAUCACAGGCAGCCGGAACGUCAGCUGCUGCCCCGGGAACAACUGCCUCAUCUGUCGGGGUGGCGGAAUCUUCUAGACCCUCUGUCACCGGGUUGGGGCAAAAUAGAUUACUGUUUGGAGCGUCAGGGUCCACAGAAUCAUCAUCGGGAUCACCAGGGGCCACCCAUGCAUCCAUUGGCCAGCCUGAAACAACCAGAAUCUCGGUGGCAGGGUCAUCUGGAGCCCCUGCAGUCUCACCUGGAGCAUCACAGGCAGCCGGAAUAUCAGCUGCUGCCCCGGGAACAAGUGCCUCAUCCGUUGGGGUGGCGGUAUCUUCUAGACCCACUGUCACAAGGUUGGGGACAACCGGAACACUGUCUGGAGCGUCAGGGUCCACAGGAUCAUCAUCGGGAUCACCAGGGGCCACCGGAGCAUCCAUUGGCCAGCCUGAAACAACCAGAAUCUCGGUGGCAGGGUCAUCUGGAGCCCCUGCAGUCUCACCUGGAGCAUCACAGGCAGCGGGAACAUCAGGUGCUGCCCCGGGAACAAGUGCCUCAUCCGUCGGGGUGGCGGUAUCUUCUAGACCCUCUGUCACAGGGUUGGGGACAACCGGAACACUGUCGGGAGCGUCAGGGUCCACAGGACCACCAUCGGGAUCACCAGGGGCCACCGGAGCAUCCAUUGGCCAGCCCGAAACAAACAGAAUCUCGGUGGCAGGGUCAUCUGGAGCCCUUGCAGUCUCACCUGGAGCAUCACAGGCAGCCGGAACAUCAGGUGCUGCCCCGGGAACAAGUGCCUCAUCUGUCGGGGUGGCGGAAUCUUCUAGCCCCUCUGUCACAAGGUUGGGGCAAAAUAGAUUACUGUCGGGAGCAUCAGGGUCCACAGGAUCAUCAUCGGGAUCACCAGGGGCCACCGGUCCAUCCAUUGGCCAGCCUGAAACAAGCAGAAUCUUGGUGUCAGGGUCAUCUGGAGCCCCUGCAGUCUCACCUGGAGCAUCACAGGCAGCGGGAACAUCAGGUGCUGCCCCGGGAACAACUGCCUCAUCCGUCGGGUUGACGGAAUCAGCCAGAACCUCUAUCGCAGCAUCAGGGACAACCGGAACACUGUCGGGCGCAUCAGGGUCCACAGGACCAUCAUCGGGAUCACCAGGGGCCACCGGAGCAUCCAUUGGCCAGCCCGAACCAACCAGAAUCUCGGUGGCAGGGUCAUCUGGAGCCCCUGCAGUCUCAUCUGGAGCAUCACAGGCAGCGGGAACUUCAGGUGCUGCCCCGGGAACAAGUGCCUCAUCCGUCGGGGUGGCGGUAUCUUCUAGACCCUCUGUCACAGGGUUGGGGACAACCGGAACACUGUCGGGCGCAUCAGGGUCCACAGGACCAUCAUCGGGAUCACCAGGGGCCACCGGAGCAUCCAUUGGCCAGCCCGAAACAACCAGAAUCUCGGUGGCAGGGUCAUCUGGAGCCCCUGCAGUCUCACCUGGAGCAUCACAGGCAGCCGGAACAUCAGCUGCUGCCCUGGGAACAAGUGCCUCAUCUGUGGGGGUGGCGGAAUCUUCUAGCCCCUCUGUCACAAGGUUGGGGCAAAAUAGAUUACUGUUUGGAGCGUCAGGGUCCACAGGAUCAUCAUCGGGAUCACCAGGGGCCACCGGUCCAUCCAUUGGCCAGCCUGAAACAACCAGAAUCUUGGUGUCAGGGUCAUCUGGAGCCCCUGCAGUCUCACCUGGAACAUCACAGGCAGCAGGAACAUCAGGUGCUGCCCCGGGAACAACUGCCUCAUCCGUCGGGUUGACGGAAUCAGCCAGAACCUCUAUCGCAGCAUCAGGGACAACCGGAACACUGUCGGGCGCAUCAGGGUCCACAGGACCAUCAUCGGAAUCACCAGGGGCCACCGGAGCAUCCAUUGGCCAGCCCGAAACAACCAGAAUCUCGGUGGCAGGGUCAUCUGGAGCCCCUGCAGUCUCACCUGGAGCAUCACAGGCAGCGGGAACAUCAGGUGCUGCCCCGGGAACAAGUGCCUCAUCCGUCGGGGUGGCGGUAUCUUCUAGACCCUCUGUCACAGGGUUGGGGACAACUGGAAUACUGUUUGGAGCGUCAGGGUCCACAGGAUCAUCAUCGGGAUCACCAGGGGCCACUGGAGCAUCCAUUGGCCAGCCCGAAACAACCAGAAUCUCGGUGGCAGGGUCAUCUGGAGCCCCUGCAGUCUCACCUGGAGCAUCACAGGCAGCCGGAACAUCAGCUGCUGUCCCGGGAACAAGUGCCUCAUCUGUCGGGGUGGCGGAAUCUUCUAGCCCCUCUGUCACCGGGUUGGGGCAAAAUAGAUUACUGUUUGGAGCGUCAGGGUCCACAGGAUCAUCAUCGGGAUCACCAGGGGCCACCGGAGCAUCCAUUGGCCAGCCUGAAACAACCAGAAUCUCGGUGGCAGGGUCAUCUGGAGCCCCUGCAGUCUCACCUGGAGCAUCACAGGCAGCUGGAACAUCAGCUGCUGCCCCGGGAACAACUGCCUCAUCUGUCGGGUUGGCGGAAUCUUCUAGACCCUCUGUCACAAGGUUGGGGCAAAAUAGAUUACUGUUUGGAGCGUCAGGGUCCACAGGAUCAUCAUCGGGAUCACCAGGGGCCACCCAUGCAUCCAUUGGCCAGCCUGAAACAACCAGAAUCUCGGUGGCAGGGUCAUCUGGAGCCCCUGCAGUCUCACCUGGAGCAUCACAGGCAGCGGGAACUUCAGGUGCUGCCCCGGGAACAAGUGCCUCAUCCGUCGGGGUGGCGGUAUCUUCUAGACCCACUGUCACAGGGUUGGGGACAACCGGAACACUGUCUGGAGCGUCAGGGUCCACAGGAUCAUCAUCGGGAUCACCAGGGACCAGCGGAGCAUCCAUUGGCCAGCCCGAAACAACCAGAAUCUCGGUGGCAGGGUCAUCUGGAGCCCCUGCAGUCUCACCUGGAGCAUCACAGGCAGCGGGAACAUCAGGUGCUGCCCCGGGAACAAGUGCCUCAUCCGUCGGGGUGGCGGUAUCUUCUAGACCCUCUGUCACAGGGUUGGGGACAACCGGAACACUGUCGGGAGCGUCAGGGUCCACAGGACCACCAUCGGGAUCACCAGGGGCCACCGGAGCAUCCAUUGGCCAGCCUGAAACAACCAGAAUCUCGGUGGCAGGGUCAUCUGGAGCCCCUGCAGUCUCAUCUGGAGCAUCACAGGCAGCGGGAACAUCAGGUGCUGCCCCGGGAACAAGUGCCUCAUCUGUCGGGGUGGCGGAAUCUUCUAGCCCCUCUGUCACAAGGUUGGGGCAAAAUAGAUUACUGUUUGGAGCGUCAGGGUCCACAGGAUCAUCAUCGGGAUCACCAGGGGCCACCGCUCCAUCCAUUGGCCAGCCUGAAACAAGCAGAAUCUUGGUGUCAGGGUCAUCUGGAGCCCCUGCAGUCUCACCGGGAGCAUCACAGGCAGCGGGAACAUCAGGUGCUGCCCCGGGAACAACUGCCUCAUCCGUCGGAUUACUGUUUGGAACGUCAGGGUCCACAGAAUCAUCAUCGGGAUCACCAGGGGCCACCCAUGCAUCCAUUGGCCAGCCCGAAACAACCAGAAUCUCGGUGGCAGGGUCAUCUGGAGCCCCUGCAGUCUCACCUGGAGCAUCACAGGCAGCGGAACAUCAGAUUACUGUUUGGAGCGUCAGGUCCACAGGAUCAUCAUCGGGAUCACCAGGGGCCACCCAUGCAUCCAUUGGCCAGCCUGAAACAACCAGAAUCUCGGUGGCAGGGUUAUCUGGAGCCCCUGCAGUCUCACCUGGAGCUCACAGGCAGCCGGAACAUCAGGUGCUGCCCCGGGAACAAGUGCCUCAUCCGUCGGGGUGGCGGUAUCUUCUAGCCCUCUGUCACAGGGUUGGGGACAACGGAACACUGUGGGAGCGUCAGGGUCACAGGACCACCAUCGGGAUCACCAGGGGCACUGGAGCAUCAUUGGCCAGCCCGAAACAACCAGAAUCUCAGUGGCAGGGUCAUCUGGAGGCCCCUGCCAGUCUCACCUGGAGCAUCACAGGCAGCGGGAACAUCAGGUGCUGCCCCGGGAACAAGUGCCUCAUCCGUCCGGGGAUCAUCAUCGGGGAUCACCAGGGGCCACCGGUCCAUCCAUUGGCCAGCCUGAAACAAGCAGAAUCUUGGUGUCGGGUCAUCUGGAGCCCCUGCAGUCUCACCUGGAGCAUCACAGCAGCGGGAACAUCAGGUGCUGCCCGGGACAACUGCCUCAUCCGUCGGGGUCCACAGGACAUCAUCGGGAUCACAGGGGCCACCGGAGCAUCCAUUGGCCAGCCCGAAACAACCAGAAUCUCGGUGGCAGGGUCAUCUGGAGCCCCUGCAGUCUCACCUGGAGCAUCACAGGCAGCCGGAACAUCAGGUGCUGGCCCUGGGAACAAGUGCCGUCAUCUGUCGGGGUGGCGGAAUCUUCUAGCCCCUCUGUCACAAGGUUGGGGCAAAAUAGAUUACUGUCGGGAGCGUCAGGGUCCACAGGAUCAUCAUCGGGAUCACCAGGGGCCACCGGUCCAUCCAUUGGCCAGCCUGAAACAAGCAGAAUCAUGGUGUCAGGGUCAUCUGGAGCCCCUGCAGUCUCACCGGGAGCAUCACAGGCAGCGGGAACAUCAGGUGCUGCCCCGGGAAACAACUGCCUCAUCCGUCGGGUUGACGGAAUCAGCCAGAACCUCUAUCGCAGCAUCAGGGACAACCGGAACACUGUCGGGCGCAUCAGGGUCCACAGGACCAUCAUCGGGAUCACCAGGGGCCACCGGAGCAUCCAUUGGCCAGCCCGAAACAACCAGAAUCUCGGUGGCAGGGUCAUCUGGAGCCCCUGCAGUCUCAUCUGGAGCAUCACAGGCAGCGGGAACUUCAGGUGCUGCCCCGGGAACAAGUGCCUCAUCCGUCGGGGUGGCGGUAUCUUCUAGACCCUCUGUCACAGGGUUGGGGACAACCGGAACACUGUCGGGAGCGUCAGGGUCCACAGGACCAUCAUCGGGAUCACCAGGGGCCACCGGAGCAUCCAUUGGCCAGCCCGAAACAACCAGAAUCUCGGUGGCAGGGUCAUCUGGAGCCCCUGCAGUCUCACCUGGAGCAUCACAGGCAGCCGGAACGUCAGCUGCUGCCCUGGGAACAAGUGCCUCAUCUGUCGGGGUGGCGGAAUCUUCUAGCCCCUCUGUCACAAGGUUGGGGCAAAAUAGAUUACUGUUUGGAGCGUCAGGGUCCACAGGAUCAUCAUCGGGAUCACCAGGGGCCACCGGUCCAUCCAUUGUCCAGCCUGAAACAAGCAGAAUCUUGGUGUCAGGGUCAUCUGGAGCCCCUGCAGUCUCACCUGGAGCAUCACAGGCAGCGGGAACAUCAGGUGCUGCCCCGGGAACAACUGCCUCAUCCGUCGGGUUGACGGAAUCAGCCAGAACCUCUAUCGCAGCAUCAGGGACAACCGGAACACUGUCGGGCGCAUCAGGGUCCACAGGACCAUCAUCGGGAUCACCAGGGGCCACCGGAGCAUCCAUUGGCCAGCCCGAAACAACCAGAAUCUCGGUGGCAGGGUCAUCUGGAGCCCCUGCAGUCUCAUCUGGAGCAUCACAGGCAGCGGGAACUUCAGGUGCUGCCCCGGGAACAAGUGCCUCAUCCGUCGGGGUGGCGGUAUCUUCUAGACGCUCUGUCACAAGGUUGGGGCAAAAUAGAUUACUGUUUGGAACGUCAGGGUCCACAGAAUCAUCAUCGGGAUCACCAGGGGCCACCCAUGCAUCCAUUGGCCAGCCCGAAACAACCAGAAUCUCGGUGGCAGGGUCAUCUGGAGCCCCUGCAGUCUCACCUGGAGCAUCACAGGCAGCGGGAACAUCAGGUGCUGCCCCGGGAACAAGUGCCUCAUCUGUCGGUGUGGCGGAAUCUUCUAGACCCUCUGUCACCGGUUUGGGGCAAAAUAGAUUACUGUUUGGAGCGUCAGGGUCCACAGGAUCAUCAUCGGGAUCACCAGGGGCCACCCAUGCAUCCAUUGGCCAGCCUGAAACAACCAGAAUCUCGGUGGCAGGGUUAUCUGGAGCCCCUGCAGUCUCACCUGGAGCAUCACAGGCAGCCGGAACAUCAGGUGCUGCCCCGGGAACAAGUGCCUCAUCCGUCGGGGUGGCGGUAUCUUCUAGACCCUCUGUCACAGGGUUGGGGACAACCGGAACACUGUCGGGAGCGUCAGGGUCCACAGGACCACCAUCGGGAUCACCAGGGGCCACUGGAGCAUCCAUUGGCCAGCCCGAAACAACCAGAAUCUCAGUGGCAGGGUCAUCUGGAGCCCCUGCAGUCUCACCUGGAGCAUCACAGGCAGCCGGAACAUCAGGUGCUGCCCCGGGAACAAGUGCCUCAUCCGUCGGGGUGGCGGAAUCUUCUAGCCCCUCUGUCACUGGGUUGGGGCAAAAUAGAUUACUGUUUGGAGCGUCAGGGUCCACAGGAUCAUCAUCGGGAUCACCAGGGGCCACCGGUCCAUCCAUUGGCCAGCCUGAAACAAGCAGAAUCUUGGUGUCAGGGUCAUCUGGAGCCCCUGCAGUCUCACCUGGAGCAUCACAGGCAGCGGGAACAUCAGGUGCUGCCCCGGGAACAACUGCCUCAUCCGUCGGGUUGACGGAAUCAGCCAGAACCUCUAUCGCAGCAUCAGGGACAACCGGAACACUGUCGGGCGCAUCAGGGUCCACAGGACCAUCAUCGGGAUCACCAGGGGCCACCGGAGCAUCCAUUGGCCAGCCCGAAACAACCAGAAUCUCGGUGGCAGGGUCAUCUGGAGCCCCUGCAGUCUCACCUGGAGCAUCACAGGCAGCCGGAACAUCAGGUGCUGCCCUGGGAACAAGUGCCUCAUCUGUCGGGGUGGCGGAAUCUUCUAGCCCCUCUGUCACAAGGUUGGGGCAAAAUAGAUUACUGUCGGGAGCGUCAGGGUCCACAGGAUCAUCAUCGGGAUCACCAGGGGCCACCGGUCCAUCCAUUGGCCAGCCUGAAACAAGCAGAAUCAUGGUGUCAGGGUCAUCUGGAGCCCCUGCAGUCUCACCGGGAGCAUCACAGGCAGCGGGAACAUCAGGUGCUGCCCCGGGAACAACUGCCUCAUCCGUCGGGUUGACGGAAUCAGCCAGAACCUCUAUCGCAGCAUCAGGGACAACCGGAACACUGUCGGGCGCAUCAGGGUCCACAGGACCAUCAUCGGGAUCACCAGGGGCCACCGGAGCAUCCAUUGGCCAGCCCGAACCAACCAGAAUCUCGGUGGCAGGGUCAUCUGGAGCCCCUGCAGUCUCAUCUGGAGCAUCACAGGCAGCGGGAACUUCAGGUGCUGCCCCGGGAACAAGUGCCUCAUCCGUCGGGGUGGCGGUAUCUUCUAGACCCUCUGUCACAGGGUUGGGGACAACCGGAACACUGUCGGGAGCGUCAGGGUCCACAGGACCAUCAUCGGGAUCACCAGGGGCCACCGGAGCAUCCAUUGGCCAGCCCGAAACAACCAGAAUCUCGGUGGCAGGGUCAUCUGGAGCCCCUGCAGUCUCACCUGGAGCAUCACAGGCAGCCGGAACGUCAGCUGCUGCCCCGGGAACAACUGCCUCAUCUGUCGGGGUGGCGGAAUCUUCUAGACCCUCUGUCACCGGGUUGGGGCAAAAUAGAUUACUGUUUGGAGCGUCAGGGUCCACAGGAUCAUCAUCGGGAUCACCAGGGGCCACCCAUGCAUCCAUUGGCCAGUCUGAAACAACCAGAAUCUCGGUGGCAGGGUCAUCUGGAGCCCCUGCAGUCUCACCUGGAGCAUCACAGGCAGCCGGAACAUCAGGUGCUGCCCCGGGAACAAGUGCCUCAUCUGUCGGGGUGGCGGAAUCUUCUAGCCCCUCUGUCACAAGGUUGGGGCAAAAUAGAUUACUGUUUGGAGCGUCAGGGUCCACAGGAUCAUCAUCGGGAUCACCAGGGGCCACCGGUCCAUCCAUUGGCCAGCCUGAAACAACCAGAAUCUCGGUGGCAGGGUCAUCUGGAGCCCCUGCAGUCUCACCUGGAGCAUCACAGGCAGCGGGAACAUCAGGUGCUGCCCCGGGAACAACUGCCUCAUCCGUCGGGUUGACGGAAUCAGCCAGAACCUCUAUCGCAGCAUCAGGGACAACCGGAACACUGUCGGGCGCAUCAGGGUCCACAGGACCAUCAUCGGGAUCACCAGGGGCCACCGGAGCAUCCAUUGGCCAGCCCGAAACAACCAGAAUCUCGGUGGCAGGGUCAUCUGGAGCCCCUGUAGUCUCACCUGGAGCAUCACAGGCAGCCGGAACAUCAGCUGCUGCCCCGGGAACAACUGCCUCAUCUGUCGGGGUGGCGGAAUCUUCUAGACCCUCUGUCACAGGGUUUGGGACAACCGGAACACUGUCGGGAGCGUCAGGGUCCACAGGACCAUCAUCGGGAUCACCAGGGGCCACCGGAGCAUCCAUUGACCAGCCCGAAACAACCAGAAUCUCGGUGGCAGGGUCAUCUGGAGCCCCUGCAGUCUCACCUGGAGCAUCACAGGCAACGGGAACAUCAGGUGCUGCCCCGGGAACAACUGCCUCAUCUGUCGGGUUGACGGAAUCUGCCAGAACCUCUAUCGCAGCAUCAGGGACAACCGGAACACUGUCGGGCGCAUCAGGGUCCACAGGACCAUCAUCGGGAUCACCAGGGGCCACCGGAGCAUCCAUUGGCCAGCCCGAAACAACCAGAAUCUCGGUGGCAGGGUCAUCUGGAGCCCCUGCAGUCUCACCUGGAGCAUCACAGGCAGCCGGAACGUCAGCUGCUGCCCCGGGAACAAGUGCCUCAUCCGUCGGGGUGGCGGUAUCUUCUAGACCCUCUGUCACAGGGUUGGGGACAACCGGAACACUGUCGGGAGCGUCAGGGUCCACAGGACCACCAUCGGGAUCACCAGGGGCCACUGGAGCAUCCAUUGGCCAGCCCGAAACAACCAGAAUCUCAGUGGCAGGGUCAUCUGGAGCCCCUGCAGUCUCACCUGGAGCAUCACAGGCAGCCGGAACAUCAGCUGCUGCCCUGGGAACAAGUGCCUCAUCUGUCGGGGUGGCGGAAUCUUCUAGCCCCUCUGUCACAAGGUUGGGGCAAAAUAGAUUACUGUCGGGAGCGUCAGGGUCCACAGGAUCAUCAUCGGGAUCACCAGGGGCCACCGGUCCAUCCAUUGGCCAGCCUGAAACAACCAGAAUCUUGGUGUCAGGGUCAUCUGGAGCCCCUGCAGUCUCACCUGGAGCAUCACAGGCAGCGGGAACAUCAGGUGCUGCCCCGGGAACAACUGCCUCAUCCGUCGAGGUGGCGGAAACUGCUAGAAGCUCUGUCGCAGCAUCCGGGACAACCAGAGAGGCUACAACUUCCAUAGAAGGUGCUGGCACUUCUGGAGUUGGAUUCAAAACAGAGGCCACAACAUUCCCAGGAGAAAAUGAAACAACCAGAGUUGGACUCGCCACUGGUACUACUGGUAUAGUCUCUAGAAAGACACUGGAACCUGGAAGUUAUAACACAGAGGCCACAACUUUCACAGGAAGAAGUGGGACCACCCACACAGAUCUUCCAGGAGGCAGUUCUGUCACCACACCAGGGAGCCCAGAGUCUGGAAGUGAAACAGGUACUUCAGGAGAAUUCUCUACGACAGUCAUAUCUGGAAGUUCCCACACAGAGGCCACAACUUUCAUAGGAGGCAGUGGCUCACCUGGAACUGGAUCCAGACCUGGUACCACUGGAGAAUUGUCUGGAACCACUAUUGCAUCUGGAAAUGCUACCACAGAGGCCACAACUUCCACAGAGACUAGAAUUGGAGCUCAAACAGGAGCCCAGACCACUGUACCAGGGAGCCAGGUCUCUGGCAGUGAAACAGGUACCAGUGAAGCCGUUUCCAACCUAGCUAUUGCAUCUGGGAGUUCCAGCACUGGAACGACCUCUGGAGCAUCAGACAGUCAAGUCACUGGAAGUAGAACAGGUACCACAGGUGUGGUCUUAGGUACCACAGUUGCACCUGGAAGUUCUAGUACAGGAGCUACCACUGGAGUACUGAUAAAUGAAGGAACUAGAAGCACAUCAUUAGGUACCAAGAGGGUAGCUUCUGGCACUACAUUUGAAUCUGGGACUUCUAACUCAGAAAGUAUAGUGCCCUCUGGAGGCAGUGGGACACCAGGAAGUGGAAUAAAUACAGGGGAAUCUAGAACCCAAGUCACUGGCAUUCAAACAGGUACUACUGCAGUGGGUUUUGGCAGCACCCUCUCACCUGGAAGUUCCAACACAGGUACCACUGAGACAGGCUCUGGUACUACAUCCUCACCUGGAGGUGUCAAAACAGAAGCCACAACUUUUAAAGGUGUUGGAACCACUGAAGCAGGGAUUUCAUCAGGCAAUAGCCCAGGAUCAGGAGGAGUCACCAGUAGCCAAGAAGGUACCACUGGGGUAGCCUCUAGCACAACAGUUAUUCCUGGAAGUUCAAAUACAGGUACCUCCAGGGAAGCAUCUGAAACAACUACUGCUCCUAGAAUUUCUACCACAGGCUCCACCUCAGUGUCAAAAGAAAUCACAGCAAGCCCCAAAGUAUCCUCCCCAGAAACCACUGCAGGAGCAACAGAAGAUCAAGAAAAUGAAAAUAAAACAGGAUGUCCAGCACCUCUUCCACCACCACCAGUUUGUCAUGGUCCCCUGGGAGAAGAGAAGUCUCCUGGGGAUGUAUGGACUGCCAAUUGCCAUAAAUGCACCUGUACCGAGGCAAAGGCUGUAGACUGUAAACCCAAGGAAUGUCCUUCUCUACCCACAUGCAAAACUGGAGAGAGACUCGUCAGGUUCAAAGCUAAUGAUACCUGCUGUGAAAUCGGACACUGUGAACAAAGAACAUGUUUAUUUAACAAUACAGACUAUGAGGUUGGUUCUUCAUUUGAUGACCCCAACAACCCAUGUGUUACCUACUCCUGCCAGAACACUGGUUUCACAGCCGUGGUCCAAAACUGCCCAAAGCAGACCUGGUGCGCAGAAGAAGACAGAGUCUAUGAUUCAAAACAAUGUUGCUAUACAUGUAAGAGUAGUUGCAAACCUUCACCCGUGAAUGUGACUAUUAGGUACAAUGGUUGCACGAUUAAAGUUGAGAUGGCAAGAUGUGUAGGGGAAUGCAAAAAGACUGUCACGUAUGAUUAUGACAUCUUCCAGUUGAAAAAUUCAUGUCUUUGCUGCCGAGAAGAAGAUUACGAGUUCAGAGAUAUUGUUCUUGACUGUCCUGAUGGUAGUACGUUACCUUACAGAUACAGGCACAUCACCGCGUGCUCCUGCUUAGAUCUGUGCCAACAAUCUAUGACCUAAUAAUAACUAGAUUACUUUUCCAGUUGUACCAGGCCAGGUAUUUAUUUUAUAAGCGAACAAAAACAAUCACUAGUGAGAUUAACUAAACAUUUGUUUCUCACUCAAAAAAAUGUCAUCAUUAGGCAUUUUGUUCUUCUGGUGACUGGAUCUGAAAAAUAAAUACCACUUUGCAAGCAA
Phacochoerus africanus (Common warthog) is the source of this 17517-nucleotide messenger RNA. RefSeq names its product mucin 19, oligomeric (gene MUC19). The transcript is spliced from 77 exons. NCBI's taxonomy places the organism in Eukaryota, Metazoa, Chordata, Mammalia, Artiodactyla, Suidae. Bases 16 to 17340 code for a protein of 5774 amino acids. The record is from RefSeq and is a predicted model, not a curated record. Gene Ontology annotation, molecular function: protein binding.